GACAUUUAACACCGGGAUAAGAUGACAGCCAUCAGAAUGAUUUCAUCAAUGCUGUUGCUGGUGCUGAUGCAGUCCGGAGUUCUUUGCGCACGGAGGUUCCGGGGUGGCCGCAACCCACAACCACGCCGCUCGCCACCUCCUCCCACAUACCGGGCGGACCGGGGGGACACCACGGAGAGCUUCCCUCUGGAUUUCACCGCCGUGGAGGAGAACAUGGAUAACUUCAUGACACAGGUGAAGAACCUUGCGCAGUCCCUCUACCCGUGUUCGGCGCAGAAGCUCGACUAUGACAUGAAGCUCAACUUUUUGGAGAAUACAUCAGUCACCUGCAACGAUGGGAGUCCUGCGGGUUACUACCUGAAAGAGUCUCGAGGCAGCAGACGGUGGUUGAUAUUCCUAGAGGGUGGCUGGUACUGCUUCAACAAGGAGAACUGUGACAGCCGAUACGAGACCAUGAGGAGAUUGAUGAGCUCAUCCACGUGGCCCCAAACUAAAACAGGCACAGGGAUCCUGUCUCCGCUGCCCGAGGAAAACCCUCACUGGUGGAACGCCAACAUGGUGUUCAUCCCGUACUGCUCCAGUGAUGUGUGGAGUGGCGCUACAGCCAAAACAGAGCAGAGUGGCUAUGCCUUCAUGGGCUCACUGAUCAUACAGGAGGUUGUGAAGGACCUGCUGAACAAAGGCCUGGACAACGCCAAAGUUCUCCUAUUAGCAGGAAGCAGUGCUGGUGGUACUGGGGUCCUUCUGAACGUGGACCAUGUGGCGGAGCUGCUGGAGGGACUGGGGCAUACUGGGAUACAAGUGCGAGGCCUGUCUGAUUCUGGUUGGUUCCUGGACAACAAGCAGUACAGCUGCACGGACUGCACGGAGUGCUUGGACGCCAUCACCUGCGCCCCCACUGAGACCAUCAAGAGAGGCAUCAAGUACUGGGGAGGAGUGGUUCCAGAGAGGUGCAGGCAAACCCAUGAAGGAGAGGAGUGGAACUGUUUCUUUGGAUAUAGAGUCUUCCCAUCGAUAAAAAGCCCAGUUUUUGUUGUCCAGUGGCUGUUUGACGAGGCCCAGUUGGCAGUAGACAACAUCCAGCUAACAGGCCAGCCUGUGCAGGAGGGCCAGUGGCGCUACAUUCAAAAUCUGGGCAUUGAGCUGAGGAACACACUCAAAGAUGUCCCAGCUAUGUUUGCUCCAGCCUGCCUUUCACAUGAAGUUAUCACCAGAAAUUACUGGAUUGACAUUCAGGUUAAAGGCACCUCUUUGCCACGAGCUCUGCACUGCUGGGACCGCAGCCUGAACGACAACAGGAACAACAAAGCUCCACCCAAGGGCUGCCCCGUUCAUCUGAUCGACAGCUGCCCGUGGCCGCACUGCAACCCCACCUGCCCCACCAUCCGAGACCAGUUCACAGGACAAGAGAUGAACGUCAUUCAGUUCCUCAUGCACAUGGGCUUCGAUGUGCAGAAGAUGGCUCAGCAGCAGGGCAUGGACCCCAGCAAGCUACUGGGCAUGCUAAGCAGCGGCAGCUAAACGA
Notothenia coriiceps (black rockcod) is the source of this 1525-nucleotide messenger RNA. It is a transcript of the gene notum1a, whose product is annotated as notum, palmitoleoyl-protein carboxylesterase a. Gene Ontology annotation, biological process: protein depalmitoleylation; negative regulation of canonical Wnt signaling pathway. Bases 22 to 1521 code for a protein of 499 amino acids. The record is from RefSeq and is a predicted model, not a curated record. The transcript has 11 exons. Lineage: Eukaryota; Metazoa; Chordata; Actinopteri; Perciformes; Nototheniidae. Gene Ontology annotation, molecular function: palmitoleyl hydrolase activity.